UCCUCUCUCUCUCUCUAGGUUCCUCUGUCUGAGACCGAGACUGUCAUUCUCUCUCUAUAAAUACCCCUUUCUAACUCUUUCUCUUGUCUUUUGACUGUCCACUCUCUCUGCCUCACUCCCUCUCUAAAUGCACCUUACUUUCUCUCUCUAGCUCUGUAAGAGCUCUCUUUGGCGUUGCAGGAGCUCAGUAUCUCUCUUCUUGUUCGCCCCACUUUCUCUCUCCAAGAUUGUCACAAAAGCUUGCUUUUCUCUCUCUAGACUGUCCGCGUUCAGGAGCUCAGACUGUCUCUCUCUCUUCGCCCUCCUCUGUCUCUCUGAAAGUGUUUAGAAGCUUAAUUCAAUACUUUCCCUCUCUAGACUGUCCUCAGGAGCUAGCUUUCUCUCUAGAGUUCUUCUUCCUCGCUCUUUCUGCAACCCAUUUCUUUGCCGCUCAACAAUGGUGGAAACCGCGAGAUUGUAGAGAAAAUGAGCCACCUCGUGCCUUCAAGCUUCAUGAUGGAGCUCUACUUCAUCGUCGCCAUCUUGUCCGCCAUUGCAGUACCAGAGGCUUCUGUGGCUUCUCCGUCACCUUCUUCUGGUUCAUCUAAAGACACUCUGCAACUCCUUUCCUUCAAAGGUACGGUCCAAAACCCUUAUCCACUCCAAAAUUGGCGGCCAAAUCAAGACCCUUGCUACUUUAAUGGCGUUGCGUGCAAAGAUUCGAGAGUUUCCUCCAUUGAUCUCAGUAACCAGGCUCUAAGCACUGAUUUCAAGAACGUCGCAUCAUUCCUGCUGAAUUUAGAGAAGCUGGAGACUCUCUCUCUAAACUUCGCCAACAUUAGCGGCUCUGUGACUUCACAGCUGGUUUCUUCUUGCUCGAAGUCUCUCACGGAGCUUGAUCUCGCCGGAAAUGGAUUUUCUGGCGAGGUCCCGGCAAUCGCCUCUCUCAGCUCCUGUGAAAACCUCAAGGCCCUGAACCUCUCGAGAAACAGUCUCAGUUUUUCGGCGGCUGGAACAUUUUCCGGCGGGUCAAGCCUUAAGUUUCAGAGCCUCGACCUCUCUUAUAACCAGAUCUCUGGCGCCGGAAUAUUUUCAUGGCUAUUUUCCGGUGACUGUGAAACCCUAGAGUACCUCGACCUCAGAGGAAACAGAGUGGCUGGAAAUGUGUCGGCAAUUGUUUCCGGUUGCCCAAAUUUAGAGUUCCUUGACCUUUCAGCCAACAACUUUUCAGGCGAGCUCCCUGCUUUAGGUUCCCUGACUCUAAAGCACCUGGAUUUGUCCCAGAACUCAUUUUCCGGUGAUAUUGAGGCGAAGUUUUCGGGCUACAAGGAGCUGACCUUCCUGAACUUGUCGGUAAACCAGUUUUCAGGCGGGAUUCCAGCUGAUUUUGGCCGGAAUCUCCAGUACCUGAAUCUCUCUGGUAAUGGCCUGGUCGGUGAAAUCCCUUCUCAGUUAUCUUCUUCUUGUUCAAACCUUCUCCAACUUGAUAUCUCUUAUAACAACAUCUCAGGCCCCAUCCCUCUCUCUCUCUCUUCUUGCGCUUUGCUGGAAUCCAUAGAUCUUUCUAACAAUAGUCUCUCUGGUCCAUUCCCCAUUCAAUCUCUUUCAGCCAUGGCCAACCUCAAGAAGCUGGUUCUGUCUUACAACUACAUCAGUGGCUAUUUGCCUGAUUCUCUCUCUAACCUCUCAAGCCUCCAACUUCUUGACCUCAGCUCCAACUCAAUCUCAGGCACCAUCCCUGGAAACCUCUGCAAAAACCCUGAAACGUCUGAAACUCUUCUCUCUUUAAGAGAGCUCUACCUCCAAAACAAUCUCUUAUCAGGGACCAUUCCUGAAACCCUCAGCAAUUGUUCAGAGCUCGUCUCUCUAGAUCUCAGCUUCAACUACCUCAAAGGCACCAUCCCCCGAAGCUUGGGCUCUCUGCAAAAGCUCCAAGACCUAAUAAUGUGGCUUAACCAGCUCGAAGGUGAGAUACCCCAAGAGCUCUCGAACCUCCAUUCUCUCUCUAACCUCAUUCUCGACAACAAUGGCCUUACCGGCAACCUCCCCUCUGGUCUUUCCAAUUGCGCAAAUCUCAAUUGGAUUUCUCUCUCUAGCAACAGGCUCUCUGGUCCCAUACCACCAUGGAUUGGAAAGCUCAGCAAGCUAGCCAUUCUCCAGCUUGGUAACAACUCUCUCUCUGGUCCAAUCCCUCAAGAAAUUGGUGACUGUAAAAGCUUGAUAUGGCUUGAUCUAAAUAGCAACAAUCUCUCUGGCUUAGUUCCUGGUUCUAUAGCAAACCAAUCAGGAAACAUAGCAGCUGGUUUGGUAACAGGCAAAACCUAUGCAUAUCUUAGAAAUGAUGGUAGUUCUAAUUGCCAUGGAGCUGGAAAUUUGCUAGAAAUGGCUGGAAUAAGAACUGAAAAUUUAGCGAGAGUACCAACUCGUCGAUCUUGCAAUUUCACUCGUAUAUAUUUGGGUAAAACAAGUUACACAUUUAAGAACAAUGGUUCAAUGAUCUUCCUCGACUUAUCGUAUAACCAAUUGUCUGGUGAGAUUCCGGCUGAAAUAGGGUCAAUUUAUUAUUUGUCAGUGUUGAAUUUGGGCCAUAAUCGAUUUUCUGGUCAGAUACCGGCCAAUUUAGGGAGAUUGAAGAAUGUGGGUAUUCUGGAUCUUUCUCAUAAUGAGCUUAGUGGGCCUAUACCACCUUCUUUCUCGGCGUUAUCUGGUUUAUCUGAUAUCGAUUUGUCGAAUAAUAACCUCACUGGAUCGAUACCUGAAUUGGGUCAAUUGGCUACAUUUCCAGCUUUUCGAUAUGAGAACAAUUCAGGACUUUGUGGGUUUCCAUUGCCUUCUUGUGACUCUGACUCGAGUGGCUUGAAUGGGUCUGUGAGACCACAGGGGUCGCAUAGAAGGCAAGCUUCUUUAGCAGGAAGCGUUGCCAUGGGUUUGCUCUUCUCACUGUUUUGUAUCUUUGGUCUCAUAAUUGUGGCAAUUGAAAGCCAAAAACGGAGAAAGAAACAGAGCUCCAACGUUUACAUCGACUCUCUGGCCGGAAAUGGCAACACAGAUGGAACAACAAUGGUUGGUGGGUCGGGAUGGAAGUUCAGCGGUGGACGAGAAGCUCUCAGUAUAAAUUUAGCAGCUUUCGAGAAGCCAUUGCGGAAAUUAACUUUUGCUGAUUUAUUGGAGGCAACAAAUGGAUUUCAUGGUGAUAGCCUUAUUGGAUCAGGUGGAUUUGGCGAUGUUUAUAAGGCGCAAUUGAGAGAUGGAUCGGUGGCUGCUAUAAAGAAACUGAUACAUGUUAGUGGUCAAGGAGAUAGAGAGUUUACAGCUGAGAUGGAGACCAUAGGGAAGAUUAAGCAUAGGAAUUUGGUGCCAUUGUUGGGGUAUUGUAAGGUUGGAGAAGAGAGGUUGUUAGUUUAUGAGUAUAUGAAACAUGGGAGCUUAGAGGAUGUCUUGCACCAUCGAAAGAACGGUGCGCCAAAGCUCGACUGGCCGGCUCGGCGCAAGAUCGCAGUCGGUGCAGCUCGCGGGCUCGCAUUCUUGCACCACAGUUGUAUCCCUCACAUCAUACACAGGGACAUGAAAUCGAGCAAUGUCCUCCUUGAUGAAGGGCUCGAGGCGCGGGUCUCAGACUUUGGGAUGGCGCGUCUGGUGAGUGCCAUGGAGACCCACUUGAGUGUAAGCACACUUGCAGGAACGCCCGGUUAUGUGCCCCCGGAGUACUACCAAAGCUUUCGCUGCAGUGCUCGAGGAGACGUCUACAGUUAUGGUGUCAUCCUACUCGAGCUUCUCACUGGCCGGCGGCCCACCGAUUCAGCAGACUUCGGCGACAACAAUUUGGUGGGGUGGGUUCGGCAGCAAGCGCGGGCUGGUCAUGUGUCUGAGGUCUUCGAUAAGGAGCUUCUAGAAGCUGGAUCGGUACAGGGUGCGAGCCCACAAGAGCUCGAGGUUGAGCUUUUGCAACAUUUGAAGAUUGCCUGUGCUUGUUUGGAUGACAGGCCAUGGAGGAGGCCCACUAUGAUACAGGUCAUGGCUAUGUUCAAGGAGUUGCAAGCUGGAGGCGAGCCUAGUGCUGGGUGCGCUGGGUUCGAACCGUUGCCUGAGCUUGAUGCGCAAGUGGGCUAGCUCGGGUUCAAGGGGUGGAUUAUGAAUGGUGGUGGAUUGAGCUCGGUGCCCAAGUUGGGUACGUUGGUGUUGAACCACCACGGUAGAAUUGUUCGAUGGAUUGACUGGGUUCGAGCAGGAGUGAGUUCAAGUGGGUUCCAUGGAUUAAUUGAGACUGACCAAAAGUGGGUUAGGUAGGUUUACCGAGAUCGAGUGAGAGAGUGGGUGGGUUCAGAGAUCGAUUGGGAAAGUGGGUUCGGUAGAUCACUGAGAUUGACCGAAAGUCGGUUAGACCGAGAGUGGGUUCGCGAGAACGUUGGGCAUGAGUGGGUUCGAGAGCUUUGCUCACCGGACCGAGCCUUACUUAAGCCUAAUGGGUAGUGGGUUCGAGACACUAGAGAAGCUUGGCUCUCAUUUGUGAGUGGUUGUGGUCAUAGAGCUAACCAUGAGUGAUAGGGAAGAGAGAGAGGCUUAUGAGGUUAGUGUUUUUUUUCGGUUUUUUGGGCGAAGGGAUUGGGGCGUAGAGUUUUGUUGUUUUUUGUUUUCUUUUGUUUUUAGUAGGAAAUGGGUUUGUUUUUUUUGUGGUGGGGACAUGUUUGGGUUUGAGAGAGUGCGAAUCUUUCUCUCACUAAAUUAAUCCAGGGUACUGCUCUCUCUCUCUCUCUCCACAUGUACGACACAGGUGUUUCUCGAUCGUGGGUGGUGCUUUCUCACGCCCAAUGAGCCGCUCUCUCUCCUCGAAGCCACACGGUUACUUCCCAAAGUGGGUCGUAUCAUGGUCAUGCUCUCUCUCUCUAGGUCUCUCUCUCCACGAGGUGAUCGCACACUAGAUUCUGUCCUCUGAGCGAUCGAUCACGCGUGAUUGGGUUGGCUUCGUAUAACUCUCUUCUUUCUCUCUCCUAUUUAUUCGAGCUGUUAAGGCUCUCUCCUCUCUCUCUCUCUCUCUC
Molecule: messenger RNA, 5015 nt
Organism: Amborella trichopoda
Lineage: Eukaryota; Viridiplantae; Streptophyta; Magnoliopsida; Amborellales; Amborellaceae
Gene: BRI1
Product: Leucine-rich receptor-like protein kinase family protein
Biological process (GO): protein phosphorylation
Molecular function (GO): protein binding; protein kinase activity; ATP binding
Source: RefSeq, a predicted model, not a curated record